GAGGAGGAGCGGCGCGCGAAACUGACUUUUCAUGGGCUCGGAGAAGAUGCGCGCUUCGAGUUUGUGUGCGUCGUGGAUGUGCAGAGCCGCGUGGCCGCUUUUCAUCGUGUUGCUGACUUUUCCAAGUGUCUCUCACUGCUCAGACAAUCCUCCUGCUCCUGAGAAGAUGUAUCCACGCGGAAACCACUGGGCUGUGGGUCAUUUAAUGGGGAAAAAGAGUGUGGGGAGUCAGCCCAGAGUUCAGGACACUGACGAUCGCACUGUCACAUCGUCCGACUCAGAAAUGUCAGAGCUGCUCACCAUCAAGCAUCUUCUAGAAGCUCUGAUGCUCCAAAAGUCCAGCAAACAGAUGACCACCACGGCUGACAAGAGGCUUCGCUGGUCACGCAGUGGCUGGAGGGACAAAGACAGAAACGAUUACCUUCAAGAGAUGUCAGACCUCCUUCUUCUGAUGAGGAAACUACAAGAAAGUGACUCCACCUCGGUACAGGAAGAGUACUGACACAGUUCAAAUCAUGGUACUUCAAUAUUGUUCCUGUAAAACCCAUAUCACAGCUGUAAGACAUAUUUCAAAUCCUUGUCCGAAUGUAGGAUGUAACAAGAGUGUCCAGCAAA
This is a messenger RNA of Synchiropus splendidus (mandarinfish), 615 nucleotides long. It is a transcript of the gene grp, whose product is annotated as gastrin-releasing peptide. Gene Ontology annotation, molecular function: neuropeptide hormone activity. Bases 32 to 502 code for a protein of 156 amino acids. The record is from RefSeq and is a predicted model, not a curated record. The transcript is spliced from 3 exons. Gene Ontology annotation, biological process: neuropeptide signaling pathway. Lineage: Eukaryota; Metazoa; Chordata; Actinopteri; Syngnathiformes; Callionymidae.